AUGGACAGAAGAAGAAAAUUGACUAUGAACUGGGAGCGUUCAGGAGAUGACGAUGAUAAUUUCUUCGAGCCUCAUGAUUCGGGGUCCGAUGAUGAGGAUUAUGAUGACGGCCGAAUGUCUUUUUCUUCCGCUGUCUCCUCUGCACCAUUUGAAGAAAUGCGCAGCCUCAAGUCAUCCACAACUCCUAAAUCAAUGUUCGAAAAUCACUACGAUAUGUGGAUGGCGGAACCAGGGUCCAUUCAGGAUCGACGAAAACGUCUCCUCAAAGGCAUGGGAUUAAACAGUAAUAAGGAUCUUCUUUCCAGUCCCAGUUCCAGGUCUGAAAGUGCUGCUGUUUCUGAAGAAGCUGAAAAAAUCCAAGGAGAGCCCGAGAGUGAUGAUUUUACGCGACAAGAGUCUAAGAAAGAGGACGAGACUGAUCAUAAGGAUGAGAGUCAUGAGACUGAGAAUGCAAAUGAGAGUAUUCAUAAGUCUUUGCCAACAGCAUUGGUGCAUGUUCGUUCCCGUUCAGAUGGAGAACUAGCACCGCUUACUUUUGAUACCGAGAGAAGGAAAGAUAGGAUUAUGGGGGCUGUUUCGAAACACCGUCUUGUUAGGACAUCAUCAGUGAUCAUGACACCAGAUGUUGGUGCAUGUUCUGCUGCCAACUGUAUGAGGUUUCAGCCAAAAGCAAGAAGCUUGAGAAAAUUCUCUCUCAAUAGAUCUACAGUGGAUGGCGAAUUAGGAUCACUUUUCGUGAUUAAGAAUUUAGACACUGGAGCUGAAUUCGUUGUCAGUGAAUACAAUGGCAAGGGAAUGUGGAAUAAACUGAGUGAUCUUCACACUGGAAAGCAGAUGACAAUGGAAGAAUUUGAGAAGUCUAUUGGAUAUUCCCCAUCUGUUAAGGAGGCAAUGAGUCGUGCAAAUGUGAGAAGCCAUCAUCAUCAUGACACGAAAGGAGACACGGGCUCAAUCUUCAGUAAGAGGUUCAGAAACAGCAAGAGGAAAGGGGUUGCUUUUCUGAAGAACAUUAAGGAUAAGGCUAAUGCCAGGAGUGGAUUUAAAGGUGACAGAGAAAGAUCGCAGGAACAAUCGACACCAGAACAGCGAUCUAACAAAAACUCCUCGUCCGAAUGGGUUAAAGUUCAUCAUCAUGGAAAGCCAUUUAGAGAUUUUACGGGUCUGCACUUGUGUCAAGAAAUUCAGGCGCAUGAGGGAUCUAUAUGGACCAUUAAGUUCAGCUCUGAUGCACGUUUCCUUGCCAGUGCUGGAGAAGACAAGGUUAUCCAUGUAUGGGAAGUGCAAGAAUGUGACGUUAUGUCAGCAAAACCACCAGAUGACGUAAAUUCUCCAGCAGAGAUCAAGCCUAUGCAACCAGAGAAAAGAACAAAAGGGAGGCACUCAAGCAAAAAAAGGGGGAACUCAAUUCCCGAUUAUGUCGAAGUGCCAGAGACUGUAUUUGGACUUUCAGAACGACCUAUAUGCUCCUUCACAGGUCAUCAGGAUGAUAUUUUGGAUCUCUCUUGGUCAAAAUCUCAGCUCCUGCUUUCAUCUUCCAUGGACAAGACAGUUAGGCUGUGGGACAUGGAAACACAAAACUGUUUAAAGAUGUUUGCUCACAAUGAUUAUGUUACAUGUAUACAAUUCAAUCCAGUGGAUGAUGACUACUUCCUCAGUGGCUCACUGGAUGCAAAGAUUCGAAUUUGGAACGUACCUCAUCGGCAAGUUGUUGAUUGGAUGGAUAUCAGUGAAAUGGUUACAGCUGUUUGUUAUUCUCCCGACGGCCAGGGUGCCGUGGUUGGUUCACAUAAAGGAACCUGUCGCUUGUACAGUACAGCUGAUUCCAAGCUCGAGCAGAAAGAGAACAUAGAAAUUCCAAUCAAGAAAAAAGCCCAGCCAAAGAAAUUCACAGGUUUUCAGUAUAAUCCAUCAAAUCCGUCUGAAAUGCUUAUUACUUCUGCCGAUUCACGUAUUAGAAUAUUCAAUGGAUCAGAAAUCACCUAUAAAUUCAGAGGUUUCCAAAAUACUAGCAGCCAAAUUGCGUCUUCAUUCAGUCCAGAUGGAAAUUAUAUCAUCAGUGCAAGUGAAGAUUCUCAAGUGUAUAUUUGGAAACGUGAAGAGUCUCGAAAUGCAGGACACAGGAAAAACAAAAAUAUAGUCAGCAUCCCAUCUCAUGAACAUUUUCAAUGUAGGGAUGUUUCAGUUGCAAUUCCAUGGCCUGGCAGUUCAAAAAAUGAGGUCCCUAUCGUAGAAGUACACUCCAGAAAGCACUCAAAACGCAUAAACCAACAUUCCCAACCAGGCACCGAUUCUCCGCCCAAAGAGAGAGCAGGAACUAACAGUAAGAGACAGUUACCACCACUUCCAAAACAAAAUAAUCAAUUAGAAAGAGUUCCGAGUUGUUCAGAGAAGGACCUAGAUCAAAUUUCUUGUGAUGAGUCAGGGAGAGGCGAUUCAUUCGAUUCAGCUUCCACAGCUUCUACUUCGUCGAGGUAUGAUCCGUCUUCUAUCUCUAGUACAAGUAGACACUCAGGAUCGUGGUCUUGGUUUGAUGUUGGACACUGCCACGGACAUACUAUGGAAGCAACAGCAUGGGGCUUGGUAAUUGUGACAGCAGGAUUGGGAGGUGAGAUCAGAGCUUAUCAGAAUUUCGGGCUGCCUGUCAAGGUUAGCCGUCAUUCUAAACUCUUCAGAGACCUCACAUAA
Messenger RNA from Daucus carota subsp. sativus, 2685 nucleotides. RefSeq lists its product as uncharacterized. The record is from RefSeq and is a predicted model, not a curated record. The transcript is spliced from 7 exons. The coding region runs from base 1 to 2685 and encodes 894 amino acids. NCBI's taxonomy places the organism in Eukaryota, Viridiplantae, Streptophyta, Magnoliopsida, Apiales, Apiaceae. Gene Ontology annotation, molecular function: protein binding.